Molecule: messenger RNA, 1424 nt
Organism: Hipposideros armiger (great roundleaf bat)
Lineage: Eukaryota; Metazoa; Chordata; Mammalia; Chiroptera; Hipposideridae
Gene: FEV
Product: FEV transcription factor, ETS family member
Exons: 3
Coding region: 481-1194 (237 amino acids)
Biological process (GO): regulation of transcription by RNA polymerase II; cell differentiation
Cellular component (GO): nucleus
Molecular function (GO): DNA-binding transcription factor activity, RNA polymerase II-specific; sequence-specific DNA binding
Source: RefSeq, a predicted model, not a curated record
GAGAGUCAGGGAGGCGGAAAAGAAACACGCUCCCGACCCCCAUCAAAGCGCGAAGCCCAGGCCCAUCCCCCGCGCGUCUCCGGGCUGCCGGGGCGCGGGGGGCUGCCGGGUGCGCUUGGCUGCCGCACCGCACGACGGAGACUUUAUUGCGAUAGGAAGAUAAGAGGGGCGGGGGCGGGGUCCGGGGGGCCGAGGCGGCAGCGCUUUAAUUAAAACGGAAAUUGCGGCCCCUGCCCGCGCGGGGGGCCGGAGGGUUCCAAGAAGUGUGGUAGCUGGGAGCUUCGCUCGAGGACCCCCUCCAACCCCCGCCACACCCGGGCUGUCCCCUCCCGCCAGGCCCAGCUGGACCUGGCGCGGUCUUCAUCUCCCCGUCACCCGCGGUCGCCUAGGGCGGGGAUCGGUGCCCCGGAGCGCAAAGCCUGACGCGUCCCCCUCCUGUCAUCCCCCCCCCACCUCCCACCGCCCAGCCUCUUGGCUGCGAUGAGACAGAGCGGCGCCUCCCAGCCCCUGCUGAUCAACAUGUACCUGCCAGAUCCCGUCGGAGACGGUCUGUUCAAGGAAGGGAAGAGCCCGGGGUGGGGGCCGCUGAGCCCUGCGGUGCAAAAAGGCAGCGGGCAGAUCCAGCUGUGGCAGUUUCUGCUUGAGCUGCUGGCGGACCGCGCCAACGUCGGCUGCAUCGCGUGGGAGGGCGGCCACGGCGAGUUCAAGCUCACGGACCCAGACGAGGUGGCACGGCGCUGGGGCGAGCGCAAGAGCAAGCCCAACAUGAACUACGACAAGCUGAGCCGCGCACUACGCUACUACUACGACAAGAACAUUAUGAGCAAGGUGCACGGCAAGCGCUACGCCUACCGCUUCGACUUCCAGGGCUUGGCGCAGGCCUGCCAGCCGCCACCCGCGCACGCCCAUGCCGCCGCGGCCGCUGCUGCCGCGGCCGCCGCAGCCCAGGACGGCGCGCUCUACAAGCUGCCGGCCGGUCUCGCCCCGCUGCCCUUCCCCGGCCUCUCCAAACUCAACCUCAUGGCCGCCUCCGCCGGCGUCGCCCCAGCUGGCUUCUCCUACUGGCCGGGCCCGGGCCCAGCCGCCACCGCCGCUGCCACUGCUGCGCUCUACCCCAGUCCCGGCUUGCAGCCUCCGCCCGGGCCCUUUGGCGCCGUUGCUGCCGCCUCGCACUUGGGGGGCCAUUACCACUAGACGGGGCGGCCGGGUGCUGCGCGGCCUCUCCCAGACGCCCAGAGCCUCCGCUCAAUCCCAUCCACGUCCUGGGGAAGGGGCCCGACGCUUCCCCACCGUUCCUUUGACCUCAGAUUUGACUCCAUCCGCCGCGCCCAGCCCCGGGGGAAGGGACUUGAAACCUUCUCAAUAUUCUUUUAAGUGAAUUUGUCCCUGCCUCACCUCCCAAACCGCAGGGGAAGGUGACUGUG